AUGUCAACUCAAGGCCGAUCGUACAAUGACGCAAUCGAUGCGCUCAACUCCCUCCAGACGCCCUACGCCAUCAUCGAGGCUCGGCGCAAAGCCGGCAUCCGGCCCGAUGCGGCCUCUAUCUCCGAGAUGCGCGUAUACCUGCGACGCAUCGGCUACAGCCCAUCUGACCUCGACCGCCUGAAUGUGCUCCAUGUCGCGGGGACCAAAGGCAAAGGCAGCACAUGUGCGUUCGCCGCGUCCAUUCUCUCGCACUAUCAGAAGGUACAGGGGAUUCCGCGCAAGAUCGGCCUGUUCACCAGCCCGCAUCUCAUUGCGGUGCGCGAGCGGAUCAGGAUCAACGGGCAUCCUAUCAGUGAAGAGGUCUUUGCGCGGUACUUCUUUGAGGUAUGGGAUUUACUUGGGAGGGCGGAAGAAGUGGAGAUAGCACGGGCCAGCGAGGAGAAAGGCAAGGGAGAGCGUGAGACGAGCGGGGUACCAAUGGCAACGCGGCCGAUUUACUCGCGGUACUUGACGCUUAUGAGUUACCAUGUCUUCCUGAAGGAAGGAGUUGAUGCUGCCGUAUACGAGACGGGUAUUGGAGGGGAGUAUGAUGCGACCAACAUUGUCGAGCGGCCUGUGGCGACUGGAAUAAGCACCUUGGGCAUUGAUCACGUCUUCGCGCUUGGCGACACUUUGGAGAAGAUCGCAUGGCACAAGGCGGGUAUUAUGAAGGCUGGAAGUGCUGCCUUUACGAUUGAGCAGGUUCCCGAGGCGGCGGCAGAGCUGAAGAAACGGGCAAAAGAGAAGGGGGUCGACUUGAUAGUCCUGGAUAUCGAUUGUAGAUUGAAAGGAGUCAACGUUCGACCCGACGCCGUUUUCCAGAAGAAGAAUGCCAGCCUGGGAGUCGCCUUGGCAGAGGCGGUAUUGAGCAAGAUGGACCCCAUAUUCAAGCCGAGCCUCGAGAAACUGCCAAAAGAGUUCGUCGACGGUAUCGAGCAGGUGGUCUGGAGAGGCCGAUGCGAAGUCAAGGUUGAGGGACCCGUGGUCUGGCACAUCGACGGGGCGCACACCGUUGACAGUCUGAAGAUGGCUUCAAAGUGGUUUGCGGGGGAGUGUGCUAGCAGAAAAGGGCCGAGGGCCUUGAUUUUCAACCAACAAGGUCGAUCGGAGGCGAUCGACUUCCUCGAGGGCAUGAUUACGGCUCUGAAAUCCCAGGGGCAAGGCUCCUUUGAGCACGUAGUCUUCUGCACCAACGUGACGUACGCUGCAACGGGAUACAAGAGGGAUUUUGUGAACUACCAGUACGAUCCAAAGGCGAUUGAGGCGCUCACCGCGCAGCGCCAAUUUGCGGAGAAGUGGUCGGCCCUGGAUCCGGCUGCGAAGGUGACGGUUAUGCCUACGAUUGAAGAGGCGAUCAAUCACGUUAGGGGCUUGAGUAGGAGUGGUGCAUUGAAUGGGCAAGAGACGGUACAGGCGCUUAUAACGGGAAGUUUGCAUCUUGUGGGCGGAGCACUGGGUAUAUUAGAAGGCGCAGACGCACUGUGA
Molecule: messenger RNA, 1524 nt
Organism: Pseudomassariella vexata
Lineage: Eukaryota; Fungi; Ascomycota; Sordariomycetes; Amphisphaeriales; Pseudomassariaceae
Product: Mur ligase
Exons: 2
Coding region: 1-1524 (507 amino acids)
Biological process (GO): tetrahydrofolylpolyglutamate biosynthetic process
Cellular component (GO): mitochondrion; cytosol; cytoplasm
Molecular function (GO): tetrahydrofolylpolyglutamate synthase activity; ATP binding
Source: RefSeq, a predicted model, not a curated record